GUGCGCCCUCCUUCGGUCCGUCCUGGCUACAAGGCCGUUCUGCCCCCGAGAGCCACCUCACCUCCGGCAACCGUUUCGGCCACAGGAAGGGGGCUCUGGACUCGGAGCUGCUGUGGAUCUUGGGGUGCAGAAGAGACCAGGGUCCAUUUAGAGAGUGGCAGGCUUCCUGGCUGCUGCUUCUGCAGGACCGCCUCGUCUCCGGGCCGCGCAGGGCCCCACAACCCGAAGGGCCGAUCCCGGGAGGCGCAGGGAGGCCGAGCCCAGCGCGGGGCCGCGUUCCGGCCAUGAAGCCUCCGAGGGUGCCGGACCCGCGGAAGCUGCUGGCCGGGCUGGCGGCGGCGCGCGCCGACGGGGGAGUCCCGGCGCUGGACGAGCAGCUGCAGGAGGUGGAGAGGAGGCUGCAGUGCCGGGCCCGGCAGACCCGCGAGCGGCGGCUGCGGAAGCUGAUGGGGCCCCCGGAGGCCCCCGAGCCCCGCGCCCUGAGCCUCCGCGCGAUGGAGCAGAUCCGGUACCUCCGCAGCGCCUUCCCCGAGGAGUGGCCGGCCGACCGCCUGGCGCAGGGCUUCGGCGUGACGCCCGAGGUCAUCUACCGGGUGCUGAAGAGCCGCUUCCGCCCGUCGCCCGAGCGGGGCCUGAAGCAAGACGCCCGCGCCGGCGCCCGCCCCAGCCCCGCGCCCGCCUGCGGAGCCGCCCCGGCGGCCCUGGAGCCUCCCGCCCGACUCUGGCAGGAAGGGGCGGCUGCCUCCCGGGCCCGCCUCCCGGGGCUCGUCGCCGGGGGCCCGUCCGUGGCGGUGGGCAGGCGGCCCGAGGGAGCCCGGGGCUCAGCAGGGAAAGCGGGCAAAGCGAGGGCGCCGCGCAGCCGCUCGAAAGAAGCGCCCGGGGAGGGUCCCGAAGGGCCGGCCGCCUCGUGACGCUGCUCCUGGGCCGGGAGGGGCUGCGGCUUCCCGCCUCCUGCCCUCCCGAGGCAGACUGGUGAAGGGGGGAUGGAGCCCGCCACCCCUUGUGCGUUUGUCCAGCGUGCGGGUUGCCCUCCAAGCGGCAGGGCUGGUCCCGUCCCUUUAGCCGCCAGGAGCCGCAGGCCAGCCCGGCCUCUCUUGGAGGGACAGGCCCCAAAUAAACUCUGUGACCCACAAGUCUCUCUACGUGUCUCCUUUAGUGAGAGCUUCGGCCAAGGCUUCCGCCCCCGAGGAAUGGCUGCCCCUGGAGCAGGACCUGGCAGUCUGGGGAAGGCCGCUCUUCAGGAUCCUCUGUGCCAGUUUAGAAAGGAAUGGCUUGUAUCUAAAACGCU
Molecule: messenger RNA, 1288 nt
Organism: Notechis scutatus (mainland tiger snake)
Lineage: Eukaryota; Metazoa; Chordata; Lepidosauria; Squamata; Elapidae
Gene: NGRN
Product: neugrin, neurite outgrowth associated
Cellular component (GO): nucleus
Source: RefSeq, a predicted model, not a curated record